Lottia gigantea (owl limpet) is the source of this 432-nucleotide messenger RNA. RefSeq lists its product as hypothetical. Lineage: Eukaryota; Metazoa; Mollusca; Gastropoda; Lottiidae. Bases 1 to 432 code for a protein of 143 amino acids. The record is from RefSeq and is a predicted model, not a curated record. The transcript is spliced from 2 exons.
AUGCCUUAUGCCAUUAGAUUAAAUUUGGCGCUGAUUUUUCAAUUUAAAAAAAAAACUGGUGUCAGUUCCACAUAUCUUUUUUCAUCAGAUUCUACAGAUGAUGGUAUUUCUCCAACAGUUCUAGGCAUUAUUGGUGCCUUAGUAGCUAUAAUAGCGGCGAUGGUCAUUGGAAUUGCUAUUUAUUGUUUAAUGAAAAGAAGAAGAUCGGAAGAAAAGGAAAAGAAUGAAAAAACUGUAACCUACAACCGAAGGUCUAAUGGAACUCCGAAUCCUGAGGCCUCAGCAAAUGCCAAUCUCCCAAAUGGCAACAGUGGCGUUGAAACUGCAGCGUAUUACGUGAACGUUCCAGAUCAAAGUAACAAUGAAGAACAAGGUCCAUAUGCGUCUUUAGAUGAUGAUUUAACACCUCCUGUUUAUGAAACUCUCAAAUGA